GCAGGCAUAAGGGUGCAGCUAGUUCAAUAACAUUGAACUUAUUACUAACUGGAAGUCUUACCAGGGUAUACUAGGUCUUACUAUUACCUAUCACAGUUCGAGCAAUGGCGGAAUAUUUAACAGAAUAUUUCAACGUUGACGAAAAACGCUUUCUUCUUGCAUAUAGUGCUAAAGCUAAUAACAUUACAGAUACUACUUUUGAUGGCAUAUUGCAUCAUAUUUAUUAUAAUGCGGUAUAUAAUGAUGUCGAGACUAUUGAUAAUGUCCUCAAAGUGAUCAAGGAACUGAAAUUGGAUCUCUGGUCUAUGUUCAAGCAAAAACUUCCAGGAUCAAACGACUUUUCUAACUAUAGUCUUUUAAAAAGUCCCAAAGCAUUCAUCAGAAUAACGGAGGCAGGAGCCUCUAACGGAUUUACAAAAGCAAUAAGAUACCAAGUACAACUGUGGUCCGACUUUAUGGGGUGGUUUUUAAAUGAUCAGGAGAACCAUACGUGGGUGGAAAAGGCGAAUUAUAUUUCUGGAAAUCCUCUCCACUUUCGUGCACUUCAGCUUCUCAAUCUUUAUUUGCGGUUUAUUUACCGCGGUAAAUUUGCAGAGCUCGAAAUGGUCGUGCGAGUACUUUGGAGCUCCAUACCAGAUCCCCUUUUGACCAUGGAUGAUAUUUCUAGGCCUUUUGAGGGGAUCAAUCUUAUACCUUAUCAGAAUAUAAACAGCGUAUGGAAAUUUUACUGCAGUCUAGUGAAUUAUGAAGAAACUUCUGUUAGGCGUCCAAGAUCUCUGCAACACCUUUCAAGAUUCUUCAUCAGAAACCGAUUAAGAGACAACUUUAAAUUGCCCGAAGGAGUGGAGGAACUAGGCAUUCCCAAACAUGUCCAGAAGUAUUUACUUUUGAGAGAUUUCUACAAGAUAGAAUGAAUACUUUAUCUUGGAAUCAUUUUUUUUUUUUCAAAGUAUUUUAUAAAAGAAAUUGACUUGAUAAAAGACUUGAUUAUUUUAAUUAUGAUUUCGAAAAGUUAAGGUUUCUAAUGAACUUCUUUACGAUUAUAUUUUCAUUGUUGCAUGCUUCACUGUUGAAAUAUUUCUUCGGCAUAUCAAUAAACAAUGUAAUCUGUGUGCUAUUA
This is a messenger RNA of Parasteatoda tepidariorum (common house spider), 1120 nucleotides long. RefSeq lists its product as uncharacterized. The record is from RefSeq and is a predicted model, not a curated record. Gene Ontology annotation, biological process: intracellular signal transduction. Lineage: Eukaryota; Metazoa; Arthropoda; Arachnida; Araneae; Theridiidae.